Molecule: messenger RNA, 912 nt
Organism: Fusarium redolens
Lineage: Eukaryota; Fungi; Ascomycota; Sordariomycetes; Hypocreales; Nectriaceae
Exons: 3
Coding region: 1-912 (303 amino acids)
Source: RefSeq, a predicted model, not a curated record
AUGCAAGCUGCCGAGUAUGCAUCUAAACACUCCACGGCCACCAUGCACCCUUCCACUGGCGUUGAUCCAAGCAAGAACCAUGACACAUACAUGAAGACCGCACUGAUGAACGAGGAGCGCGACUGGAAGAACGUCCCUCCCCCAGCCCGUGAUACAUUCACCCUGUCUGACAUCCUUGGUCAGACGGACCCUCAUCUCGCCGUCGUCGCCCGCACCGGCCUCACCUCCAUGGCUCUCCAGUACUACCAGGAGCCUGGUGAGACUGACUGCCGCCAGCACUUCUUCUUCGAGCUGAACGAGAACGUCCUCUUCGCCGACAAGGACGGUAACCGCGCUGGUAUUCAUGGCUUCGCUAUGUGGAUGGCGCCCACUGUCGAUGGAAAGGCAGAACUCACUGUGCGACUUUGUGUCAAAAAUGACCCGUUCAUGAAUCCUCUUGUGAUCUUUCAGUUUGACCUCACGAAUGCGAAGAAGGGACCGAAGGAGAACUUCAUUCUGAUCGAUCUGAUCAAUGUUCUUCAGGUUUUAGGAGACUGGUGGCAAGUUGUACGGAUACCGCGACGCUCUUGGAUGAUCCGCCUCCGCAACGCGGGUAUGGUCAGCUGGGACUGCAUCGGCAUGGACUUCAUGGAAGCCAAUUUCGCAGGCGACGGCGAAUACAUGGGUGAUCUCGAAUUCAACCUCAUCAUCCACAACAAGAUCACAUCCGACGACGAAGAGCUUGGCCCUAAUGGCAAGAUCAUCAUCGACGUCGAGAAAACGAUUAUCCGACGCGGUGUCUGGCUCGACGAGCGAUUCACCCGCGUCCUCGUCUACAAGCUUGCGAAACUGCCGUACGAGGGGCCUCCCGAUUGGGGUGAUGCUGUGAACAAUGCGUCUGUUGAUAAAUGGUUUGCCAAGGUUGAGGAUUGA